Molecule: messenger RNA, 867 nt
Organism: Naegleria gruberi
Lineage: Eukaryota; Heterolobosea; Eutetramitea; Acrasida; Naegleriidae
Exons: 1
Coding region: 1-867 (288 amino acids)
Source: RefSeq, a predicted model, not a curated record
AUGUUUAUGCAGCAACAAGAGCAGCAACCUCAGCAACAGUAUGGAAAUUAUUGGGUGGACUAUCAAGGCAGAAACAAUGUGCAAACAGAUUAUUCUUCUGCACCUAACAUGAUGAAUAAUGAUCAUCAAAGAACUGAUAGUCAAGAAAAUGCAUCGCGGACUUAUGUCUAUCGAGAUAACUAUUCAGGUCCUGAGAAUGGUUGUGAGUAUGUCUAUCACCAAACACAACCACAUAUUUAUGAAAAUGCAAAUUACAAUGUAAAUAAUAAUCAACCUAAUCUCAUCAUGACCCAGAAUUUUGUCAACCAAAAUGAAAUUGUAAAUAGUAACAGUUCUUUGAGAGGAUGUUUGGAGGAAAAUAUUCAUAAGAGAAAAUUCGAUUCAAUAGAUGAAAAAGAUGAAAUCCUUGAAGAUGACGAAGAUCAAUCACCAACAGUAGCAAACAAUGAAUUUGCGAGAGAUGCAAAAAGAGUGAAAAAGAGUCUUAGCUCUAUUUUGGCAAACUUACAGGUUUCCGAAGAGGAUAAACCUCAACCUAAUUCUAAAUGCACACAAUUAAUGUGCUACAAUGAAAAUAUUUCAACUCAAACACCUAAGAUAUUGAACCAACCAACCAUAGAUGAAACUGUGAAUGAUCUCCUUCGUAAAAAAUUACUUUCCUCAAUAAUGGCUCAACCAAAUGGAAAGUACAUUCCAGAUCCAAAAACUGACUUGAAACUUCAAUCCACCAAUGAGGAAGAAGAGGAUGAUAACCAAACAGCAGUUGUUCUUUACCGAGAUGUAAUUGGAAGAGAUGAAGUAUUAAGAAAACUUGCAGGACAACAAAAUGAAAACCCUCAAUCAACAAACCAAAUGUCAGACGAAUAA